Molecule: messenger RNA, 1839 nt
Organism: Wyeomyia smithii (pitcher-plant mosquito)
Lineage: Eukaryota; Metazoa; Arthropoda; Insecta; Diptera; Culicidae
Exons: 1
Coding region: 1-1839 (612 amino acids)
Source: RefSeq, a predicted model, not a curated record
AUGGCGCAAAUGUUACGAUUGAAAAGGAAAAAAGUUAACGUACAACUCCAAGGUGCUGGAGGCAUUUCGAUAAAAGCUAAGGAUUCUGUAUCCACCCAAAUUCGAUCACGAAAAACCCAAUUCGCUCGUGAUGUGGAAUUUCUUGUGCUUCCUCAGGUCACAGCCGAUUUGCCUGAUCAAAGUGUUCCGAUCGACGAUUGGAGCAUUCCCAGCGACUUAUUUUUGGCCGAUCCAAACUUCCAUAAGCGUUCCGGAAUAGAUAUGAUAAUCGGCGUAUCACAUUUCUUCGCCUGCUUUACCUCAUCCGCAAAAAUACGUUUAGCAAGUGACCUUCCUGAACUAGUCGACAGCGUGUUUGGCUGGAUAGUAGCCGGAUCCGGUAGCCAAGUUCCAUCUUCUCCAGAAGUAGUUCAGUGUUCUUUAACCGCAAUAUGUAUUAACAGUUUAGAAGAAAGUUUGGAAAGAUUUUGGCAGAUUGAAGAGAAUCUUUCUUCCUCAGACUACUCAGUUGAGGAGAGAGAGUGUGAGGAAUUCUAUACUAACACUGUUACUAGAGACGUUGAAGGUCGCUACAUGGUGCGAUUACCUCGCCAACCGCAUUUCGAUGAGAUGAUUGGAAAUUCGAAACCUGCUGCACUCCGAAGAUUCAAGCUACUGGAGGAGAGACUAAAACGUGAUAGUGAUUUGAAGCAGGAAUAUCAUCGCUUUAUGAGUGAGUACAUUUCGUUAGGUCACAUGCGCUUACCCAAUCCUCAGGAUGGUUCGGCAACCGAAAAUGGUUACUACCUUCCUCAUCAUCCAGUAGUUAAAGCUGCAUGCACAACCACGAAAGUGCGCGUUGUCUUUAAUGGAUCUGCGAAGACUGACACUAAAUAUUCACUGAAUGAUGCUUUACGAGUUGGGCCUGUUGUGCAGGACGAUCUGCUUUCGAUAAUGCUCCGAUUCAGAAUCUACCCGAUCGCACUAGUCGCCGACAUGGAAAAAAUGUAUAGACAAAUUCGCGUACAUCCUAAUGAUACACCCUAUCAGCGAAUUUUCUGGAGAUUUAGUGACUCUGAACCCAUUCAUACUUACGAGCUGCUAACUGUCACCUACGGACUAGCUCCGUCCUCCUUUUUAGCAACGAGGACACUUCAGCAGCUAGCAGCAGACGAAGGUAGCAACUAUCCGUUGGCCGAGCCAAUUCUUCGCAAGGGAUUCUAUGUCGAUGAUUGCUUAGGUGGUGCACAAUCAAUUAGCGAAGCUUUACAGUUAAGAGCACAGCUUGAGGAGCUAUGUAAAAGAGGUGGAUUUGUUUUACGCAAAUGGACUUCAAAUAAGCUGGAAGUACCACAAGGACUUACGCAAGACCAAAUCGGUACGCAAUCGUCGCUGACAUUCACCCCAAACGAAGCUAUAAAGGCGCUGGGAAUCGGCUGGGAACCGGAGGCCGAUACACUGUGUUUUGAUUCUAAAAUCGACCAACCAAAUGAACGUUUGACAAAACGCUCAAUUUUGUCAUCUAUUUCACAGCUUUUCGACCCGUUAGGAUUGAUCACCCCUAUCGUCAUACGAGGCAAAAUGCUAAUGCAAGAUCUCUGGCUUGCACAGUGCGACUGGGACCAACAGGUACCACCAAGCAUCCAAGAUAGAUGGAAUAAGUAUUGUACCGAGCUGCCAGCAAUCGCAGAGUUUAGAGUAAACCGUUAUGCUCUUUUCCCACGUUCCUGUGUACAGCUACAUACGUUUUCGGAUGCUUCAGAGGCGGCAUACGGCGCUUGUAUUUACGCAAGAAGUUUCGAUCCAGUUGGUAACAUUCGCGUGCAGCUACUCGCGGCUAAGUCCAGAGUUGCACCUUAA